AUGGCAGAUAAACAGUUAAAGAAGAAGUGUCAGUGGUCCAUGAAGAAAAGGAUUGAUGGACUUUAUAAAGGGACGAACUCUCCGCCGGAGAAGAAAUCUUUCUUCAGAGUGAAUCGUCCUCAGGAAGGGUUCAAAGAUAUGACUGAAGAAGGUGUCGCAAGGCCGUUUCAUCCUAAAAUCCAAGCCUACCUCUAUUUUUUCACGGUGUCCCUCACUCUUUGCCUGCUUGCAGCCUUGGGGAUUAUCGUGGCCUUAGUGCUUCAACGGACGGGAUCUACAGCAGAGUGUGAUGGACAUCGGAGAGCAGAAAUGCAAGGAGCGGCCUCGAUGAGUCCACAGACCAUGGCAUCUGAGAAAGCAGCAGCAUAUCUUCAAGUGUCACAGCCGAUCAACCAGUCACGACUGAGGUGGCACAAGGAAGGAAUUCUACACAACUUCCAGUAUGACAAUGGGAACUUGGUGGUCCAGGAACCCGGCACCUACUUCAUCUAUUGCCAUUUGCAAUUUUACAUCCCCAAGUGCGGGAGCACCAUGAGCGAACUAAGGCUGGGCCUUCUCAUAAACAGCACAAUCAGGAAGGAAACGGUCCUCACUUUGUGCAGUUCCCACAAGACUUCCGAAGGAAUAAGCCAUGACCUCUCCUCAGUACUUUUAGUUGAACUGAAGAAAGGGGAUUGGAUAGAAGUGGAGGUCGAUCCGUUCAUCUAUUUGGACACAGGCACCUUCCCCACGAGCAACGUUUUGGGCGUCUUGAAGUACACUGGUGAAGACUGGAAGUGCCCUUUCCUUGGGACAAUAGCUGGACAAUGCCUUUAAUUAAAACUAUAGGAGGAUCUGAAGUUUUAUGGACAAGAUCUUUAACCACAAUCUGACCACCGGUGGAGCAUGAAGGUCCCUGACAUAGCUCCAACGUCUCAGCCAUUGAUUGGACAAGAGCAUAGUCUUCUUCCUUCUUCUAUGACUUUACAGCCAGUCAAUGGCCAGGAGGGCAAGACUGUUGCAGGAGCCAUCCAACCGUACAACUGGAGCAAUAGAGUUGCACAAGGAGAUAUGGAUGUGUAUACCUCCUUGCACAAUACCUAAAAAAGUAAUGGCCUAUAUUUAACUAUAUUUAGACAACAUGAGAUAUUUAACCCUCGUUAUGUUAAAAUGCCUGUUCUCUGUCUCUCUGUGUGUCUGUUUAUUUGUGGAUCUGGUACUACUGAAGAUCAAGGGUACUUCUCAACCCUCUCCAAGCCCCCCAGCAAAAGAAAAAUGGUACAAACAGAGUCUGAACAAGCAGAGGAAUAGAGAGCGAGAGGGGUUCA
This is a messenger RNA of Sceloporus undulatus (fence lizard), 1307 nucleotides long. It is a transcript of the gene TNFSF8, whose product is annotated as TNF superfamily member 8. The coding region runs from base 1 to 816 and encodes 271 amino acids. Gene Ontology annotation, cellular component: membrane. The record is from RefSeq and is a predicted model, not a curated record. The transcript is spliced from 5 exons. Lineage: Eukaryota; Metazoa; Chordata; Lepidosauria; Squamata; Phrynosomatidae. Gene Ontology annotation, molecular function: tumor necrosis factor receptor binding. Gene Ontology annotation, biological process: CD8-positive, alpha-beta T cell differentiation; immune response.